CUUCUCAUUCAGUUUGAUAUUUUGAACUAGUACUUUCUGAGGAUCAUGGCAAGAGCAAACAUGUUAAUGCUAAGGCAAGCCGUGCAAGUUGAGCGUGGCUUCAGCAAGCACGCAGGAGUUGAUCAUCAUGCGCAGAAAAAGCCAAGAAACCCAAGCGGCCGUGGGGAGAAGAUGAGCGAGUCGCCGCCAUGCUGGGUUCCGCAUCCAAGGAGCGGCGUAUACUUUCCAAAAGGCCAUGAGCAUGUGAUAGACGACCUUCCGGCGCAUGCAGCUUCUUUAAAUCAAACUUUCUGGCUGAGGAACGUUGAUGGUGUGGACAAAGCAGACCCAGAUUCUCCACCAUAUCAUUAAUUCCUUUCAUUCUAGCGUCUAAUUAUUUGCUCAUCAAAAGCAAAGAAUUAGUCAAUGCUUUGCUCUAAAUAAACUCCAAUAGGAUGAGCAAAUUAUUUGUGUGAAAUAUUGUCAAAC
Corylus avellana is the source of this 468-nucleotide messenger RNA. RefSeq lists its product as uncharacterized. Lineage: Eukaryota; Viridiplantae; Streptophyta; Magnoliopsida; Fagales; Betulaceae. The record is from RefSeq and is a predicted model, not a curated record.